GUGUCUUUCCAUAAACAUUUUGGCUGUGUGAGACGUGCACGCUGCAACUCCAGGAAGCAGUUAGGAAGUUCUGACCAAGUUUUACGGUGCCACAUCGACCCUCCGGACUUUCCCAUGGGCGCAGUUCCACCCUUAAAGUGGCAGGCGGCGCAAACACCAGUAAAUGUAAAGAUGAUUGACGGCUCAGCUGACUAAUCGGACACCGCUGUUGGAACGGGCGGGCUGAGCAGUGACCAAUAGACGCCCACGGUGGGCGGGGUGGGCGGCUCCCCGGUCGGAGCCGCCGCUGCUGCUACUUGCCGACGCUGGGCUGGAGUUUAGUCGGGUACAGACGACUUUUUAAAACCUUCGCGACUUCAAAACAAACAAGCAAAAGAAAAAGAGGUGAUGAAAAUUACACCAUUUAGAACUCGUGCAGAAGCGAUCUCUUCACUUUGCAAGAUUAUGUUGAGGGGAGACUGCAAGGAGCAUCUUUGAAGCACUUUCUUUGGGGCAAGUUAACCAACAUUUAAAAUGAUCAAAACUCAAUCCAACCGUUUGUUAUAUUGUAUCUCUACUCAUUGUUUUUUCGGGUGCUUAGCGACAAUAAGUGGGUUUUAAUUACCCUGAAACGACACUCUUAUUUGACUCAUUGUCUGAACAUGAAGCAUCAGUGACUCAGGUUAAAUACUGGGUGCAGAUUUGUAACUAAAUAGUUAUUCAUCUGCAGUGUUUUCCUGUCGAAAAAUACAUCGGGGCACCUCUCUCGACAUAUGGAAACGGUUAGUAGUCGGGGUUGCAGCACUGUAGCUGGACCAGAGCAGUCCAGCCAUAAUAAAAACAGCAAAUAACUCGGCAGGUCUGGCCGGAUCUGUGAAGAGGGAGAGAGAGAGAGAGAGCGCGACAGAUUUAACGUUUCAGGCAAUACCAGCAUCCAGUGACCAUCUGUAAAGACGAGGCCAGUCCCAGAGAGCCUCAACUCAGCUUCUACCUCUGAAGUGGAAGCUUGUGAACUCUCUGAGAAUACACCUGCAAGGUGUUCGCUCAUCCUCUGUCAGAAACUUUCACCUCGUGUGAAAUUUGAAUGCGCAACACUCCUGUGAAGCACCUCGGACUGGUCUGUAAUGUUAAAGAAACGUAGAAUAACUGAAAAACCAUGGGCAAUUUCAAAGGACAUGCACUUCCUGGAAGUUUUUUCCUCCUCUUUGGCCUGUGGUGGUCAGUGAAAUAUCCUAUGAGGUACCUCUGCAGAAAGAAUAAGAAUGUUUGUUACUUGGUAUCAAUCUCAGGGCAUCGACGAUUAGACAUCAUUGAAGGAAUUGUGAAAGCCAGCUUUGCACUAAUAGGCAUGAUAGCAGAGCAGUUUGUUCCUGAUGGGCCCCAUCUGAAGCUUUAUAACUAUGAAGAAAAGCAUUGGGAUCACCUGAUGAACUGGCAGCAUGCAACUAUGUAUCUCUUCUAUGGCAUCUCAGGGAUUGUGGACAUUAUAGUCCAUAUAACGCCUGCAGUGCCAUUAGCCCUUGACAGGCUCAUGCUUGCCAUUGCAGUCUUCAUUGAAGGUUUUUUGUUUUAUUACCAUGUUCAUGGUCGUGCGAUGCUUGAUAUUCAUGUGCACAUCCUGCUGUUGGUGGCCGUGUUUGGCGGUUCUCUUAGCAUCUUUCUUGAAGUCUUCCUCCGGGGGAAUAUAGUAUUGGAGCUUUUGAGGACAAGCCUUUGUAUACUGCAGGGCAGUUGGUUCUGGCAGAUUGGAUUUAUUCUGUAUCCUCCAAAUGGAAGCUCUGAAUGGGACCAAACUAGUCAUGACAAUAUGAUGUUUAUUACCAUGUGCUAUUGCUGGCAUUAUGCUAUUUCACUCCUCAUUGUAGCUCUUAGCUAUGCCAUUGUCAAUUGGGUGAUUAAUACAAAGUUAAAAAAGGUCGAGCCUCUGGAGAUGGGACUGUUGAAGUCAUCAGAAAAAGAUCAAGAAGUUGAGGAUGAAAUAUAGUCUUAUAAAUAUUGCAGUUUGCUACCAUUAUGCCUUCUUUAUGUAUAUAUUUUUUAGAAUCUUUAAUGUUUUCUGAUGUUAAACUCUUCCAAUAUCCUAAACCUUUGUCUACAAAGGAGCAAAUGUAUUGAACGAUCAUGUGUUUUGCAUUGAAAUGGACGGAUUUAGGUACAUUUCUUUUACUGCUGUCUUUUAUUCCUAUCAAAUCAACUAGUGAAAAGGGUGACAUUUGUGAUCUUUACAAUAAUCGAAACUUGAUCCUGAUUUCCAAAAGCUUGAGUGACAAGUGAAAGGGGAAAUACACACUUCAGUUUGUCUUUUAUUUUCUAUGUUUAAAAACUCGUGUCUAAGUAUGAACAAGUCCUGAAAGAAAGUAACAAUCUUUUGACAAUAAUACUUCAAAAGAACUAGAAAAAUUCAUAAAGCAUUUUGCAAAUGAAGAGCACAAGGAUGAAAUUAAUUUAUACCAAUAAUGCAGCAAGGAUUUAUAUUAAACUUGGAUCCUAUCAUACAUCCUUUAAAAGAGAGAAUUCAGUUUAGAUUAAAAUGGGCUGCCAAGUUACCAUGAGUUCAUUUUGUACUACCAUCUCUUCAAAAGUCAAAGGAAGAUUUUGGUGCUCAAAACUAUAAGCAGUGAAAAUAUUAACUUAAAAAUUACAUAGUACAAAUUAAAAAGUGUAGACAACUUCUAUUGUAACGUUACUUCAAACCAAAUUCUAAUCCUUAAAUCCACACCAAUGACUGAAGUGAUAUAAAAUUCAGUUUGUGACUCUGAAGUGACAAUGCCGGAUUUAAAAGAAUUGUAAUAUUUUACUUUUAAAUGUUUUUGUAUUAAAGUAAAUCUUUGAGUUUUGAAAAUAUGUUUCCAGAGAUAGACAUAUGUGAUGGUGUUUGACAUUACAAAAAAGCUUGAAACUCUCUUCUUUCUGAAAACUUGCAUUACUGGUAUACUGCAAUAUAUCUGACUUCAUUCACUCCACUAACAAACACAGUGACCUAGUACUAAGCCAUGAUUGCAUAUCAUAAAUGACUGAUAUCAUAAAUGACUGAGUGCAAUGUGAAACAGACUUCAGAGUCGCUGUGAACCAUUUCAUGCUAUUGUCAAAAGCAAAGUUUCACCCCAGCACAUGCUUGAAGAAUCUGCAAUAGCAUUAUUGCAAAGUUUGCUUCAGAACUACAUUCUGAUACAAUAUUCAAUAUCAAAGGGGAUGGAAAAUUUUGUGUAGCAAAAUUACAAAUGUUUUUUAUAUGAGCUUUUGCUUUUGUUACAAAUAGCACAUGAAAAAUACACAAACUCAUACAUUAGUUGUUCAAACUAGCAUAAAAAAAAUCUUUAUUCUACUUGAGAAAUUAUGCGUUCCCAAAAUUGUCCAAAGGUUUCCUUGUUCAACUACCAUAGCUUUAGUGGAAUGCUCGUACGUUUUAGGUCAAAGUUGCCCUGACUGAGAAGUUUAACAGUUGGACAAUAUACCAUUCUAUUGCUUAAAUUUUCUCUUGGAUUAUUUCAUUCCAGCUAUUCUGAAAAUUAUGAAAGUUAAGGAUCUAUGUCUAUUAUUUAACACAGUAGUGUUUAAACAGUCUUUUAAAGGGAAGAAAUGCCAUGUAGUGUGUUCAAUCUUAAUGUUCUUUAACGUCUUUUUUUGAAUUAAAACUUUAUUAGAAAUCGUUUUGAAAAUAAAACCUAUGAUACCCACGAUUGACUUAAAAGUAAUGACCAAUGCUUAAAAUAUUAGUACUUGCUGAAAAGCAUUUGGUAACAACGUGCAAAUUCCUUAUGAAAACCCUACAUUGUGUGACAAAAAAAUAGAUUUUUUUCUUAUCAAUAACACAUUUUAUGCCAACCAUUUAAUUGAAGAUUCAAUUUAGCAAGUCAGAAUUUGACAUAAAAUGAAACUUAUAGAUUGGAAAUGAAAGUUAUAACAGUGAUCAAGUAGUAAAAUAAAUGUCCUUCAGUACAAUGAUGCAUCCUGAUAUUACAUUUUGUUGCAACUGUAAAACAAUUAUUCAUUUCCUUUUAUUCAGUUUUUCAAGGAGACAAGGAAAUGGGGCAAUCACUUUUUUAAAUUGGUGCUAAAAUUAAUGGCUAUUAGGCUUCAUCCUGAUGGCAUUUAUCUUUAAAUCGUCGUUAGUACUUGAGUUGUUUUCCCUUCUCCUCCAAAUGAAGAGAUUCUCCUUGAUGUCAGAGAGCAUUGCACUCCAAGAACCAACACAAAUCUGAAUGACUUUCUGGACUCACAUUCAAGCCCACAUGUUGUCCUUUGCAAUUUCUCCAAAAUGCUAACUUGAAACAGAUGGUUCCACUACCAGAAACUUAGAUCCAGAUACUGUUAGAAAAAUGGUCACUCUGUGUGGUGUGACAGUAAUUUAGAAUGAAUAUACACCAUAUGGUGAACAGAAAUCCCUCACUGGAAGGGUGAUAUCUGGGCCAUCCACCAAAACAUCCUGAAGUUUGUCAUCUUUUCCAUGCAUGUCUGCACUUUAGCAUAUGUAAACAAUGUCAUGAUGUAGAAAAAUAUGCUGCACAGUCAAAGUAAAUAAAUCAUUUAAAAAAUCAACAAAUUAUAGUAAAUAUCUGGUCGGCAUGGACAAAUUGGACUGAACAGUCUAUUUCUGUGCCGUACAUCUCUAUGACUCUGUCACCACUUAGCUGUAUGUUUCCUUUGGGGAAUUGUUGAUCAUGUCCUAAGUGUAGCUGAACCUUAAAUGUCAGGAAACCCAUGAUCUUGUAUGACAGACUAUCAACAUCACUGAAAGGUCAGGUUACAGCCAGCACCCGACAAUUCCAUAUCAUAAGUACAAAAUUCAGAAACUAUCCAUUCAAAACCAGCUAGUUGUUCCUUUCAUCCAAACAGCCAUCUGGAGUUGUAAUCAGCCAGCAAAAGCUAGACACCAAUCACCAGCAGCCUGCCAGUGGCACCCAGCUAUCGAUAAUCAAUUCACAGAUAAGCUGGGUGGACUGGAAGAUGAUGUGUUUAGAGAAAGUUGAGGGUUUGUCAUCAAGGGAGAGUUUGGAAGCUAAUCUCUCAAAGAAAUUGACAGCUGAAACUACUACGAUCUACCCAGGAGAUGAAAAAGAGGGUAGUGCAGUAUUUGGUUGCCAAAAGACAUGCUUACACACAAUGGAAGGUAACCCAUGAGGUGAGAGAGGUGUGCUUCAGAACCUGGCUGUAGGUAACCUCAAUAGAACAUAUAAGUAUCUUCAGUUUCCCUUUUGGGAUUAAACAGUAUUUUCUCCCACCCACCUUUCUCCCCAUUCUCCUAUUCAUUGUUGUAAAAUUUACUACACUCCUUCCUGGUCUAGGUAGGCACAGUGUCCUACCCCUGCAUCACCACAGUUGCCACUUGACUUCAUAUUCUGCCAUUUCCAAUUUCACCUCACUCCCAAUGCUGUCAUUGCAUUUCCUUGUCCAUCAACAAAACUCUGAGUUACUCUUCUCACAUUCCAUUACCAAAGUUAAUGCCACCGUUGCCUGCUUUAAUCCUAUCUGAAUGGUGAUGCUGCUCCUUUUUAAUUCUGGUUUUAUCCUAGUAAAAGAGGAAUGAAUUGAUGGUUAGAUGUUAUACAUAUGUUUAAUUUUUUUCCCCUUGUACAAAGCUAGAAGCAAGCUACAAUAGUGAGGCAGGAAUGUUUCGGUAGGAGACUGUCUGGGAAUUUAGGACCAUUCAUUAAUUACAUCUAUGAUAGUGCAUGGGACUGGUUCAGUCAAGUGGGCACAAGCUUAAAGUGUACACCAAAACCUUAUGUAGACUCUCCACUGCAUGAGAACAGAAGACUAUGAUGGGAAACCUGAAACUAGAGAAAAUAAUAUGUACAUAUCCAAUGCAAGAAGUUAUAUUUCUGUACUGAACCCCAGAGUGACCAAUAUAUUUCAGAGUCUUUCUGAUUAAGAAUUUGUGUGAAAUGUAUAUUGAUAUUAAAAAUAUUAUUUUUGGUUUUAAAACCUGCCAAAACAAUAACAUUAUAAGACAUUUAAGAACUCUCUGUCUUUUAGUGCGUAAUUGAUGAACAUUUUCUUGGUACUUAAUAAAGUGUAACUACAUGCAAAUUUCAAAAAAAUGCAGGAGAUAUUUAGGCAAUUACAAAGUACUCCUUUGUCCAUAUAUAGUUUACUUUCAAGUAAAUAUUAAAAUCUUUCUGUGCAUUCCUCCAGAUAUUUUCAGUCCUAUAUAUUUGUGUACUCAAUUUUGAAAUGUUAAACAUUUAGAAAAAGUCAUAUUUAUAUGUAAUUUACAAGAUAUGUUUUGAGAAUCAUGUUUUGAGAAUCAGACUUGAUGUGUAGCAUAUAAUGGAUAGAAUAUGAAAGCUUGAAUACAUAAAAAUAAAGUAACCAUCGCAAUUUUUGUAGAGUUAAUAUUUUAUAUGCAAAUACAUUUUGGAUAAAUUUAGAUUUCUCUCUUUUGUAAUAUAUUGUAGUUAAAUAAUUAGAUUAUACCUCAAAUGAAAUGAAUAUUUAUUUUCUAUGACUGAGAAAAGUUAUAUUAUUUACUUCUCUUACUUUGUAAAACAAGUACAAAUUUUGGCAAUACUUUAUUUCUUAACUUAAUUUAAAUAUUGUCUCCUAUGUGUAGUUGAUUCAGUUUUGCCAAUUAACCUGUCAACGCAAUAUUAAUCAGUAAAGACCAAAGGAACAUUUCAAAAAAUUUAACUUCUAAAGUAAAUUUUAAAUAUUCAUUGAUCAUGAAUCAUUUUGUUUUCCAUUUCAUUGUAAUACGUUCUAUGGAAUACACUAAACUUGGCAGGUUUUCAAUGUCUUUAAUAUUUCUUAUUAUGAAUACAUUUUUCUGUUAAAAAUAGCAAUGUGUACUGUGUUUAGACAUUUACAUGAAUAUACCAAUGUGUUGUCAUAAUGCAGUUGUAUUAUUGGUGAAGGUUUGAAAAAAAAGAUUCUCUUUGUCAACUUUAUUCAACAAUGAAUUAUCAAAAACGUUUUGUCCAGUUUUGAAGAAUGCCUGCAGAUUAUGUUGAAUUACUACUAUCUUCUGAAGUUACUGUCAUAAACUUAGCUGUGAAUGAGAAGUCUCUACUUUAUUCUAAUUAAAAUAAUUUCUUAAAUAUA
Chiloscyllium plagiosum (whitespotted bambooshark) is the source of this 7020-nucleotide messenger RNA. Lineage: Eukaryota; Metazoa; Chordata; Chondrichthyes; Orectolobiformes; Hemiscylliidae. The record is from RefSeq and is a predicted model, not a curated record.